Oryza sativa Japonica Group (Japanese rice) is the source of this 1526-nucleotide messenger RNA. Its product is annotated as myb-related protein 306. The record is from RefSeq and is a predicted model, not a curated record. Lineage: Eukaryota; Viridiplantae; Streptophyta; Magnoliopsida; Poales; Poaceae. Gene Ontology annotation, biological process: response to auxin.
CCCCCCCCCCCCAUUGCCGUCUCGGUUGGACUCCUGUCUCUCUCUUGCUUCCCUACCUUCUCCUUCCUCCUCCUCCCCUUGAUUGCUAGGUCGGUCUCUAGGCGGAGGUGGUGAAGUGGAGUGGAGUGGAGAGUAUCUUCUUCUUCUUCUUCUUCUUCUUCUUCUUCUUCUUCUUGUUCAUCGUCGUUGGAGUUGGAGGAGGUGGUGCCGUGGUGGGGAUUGAUGGGGAGGCCGCCGUGCUGCGUGAAGGCGGAGGUGAAGAAGGGGCCGUGGACGCCGGAGGAGGACCUCAUGCUCGUCGCCUACGUCCAGGAGCACGGCCCGGGCAACUGGCGCGCCGUGCCCACCAACACCGGGCUGAUGCGGUGCAGCAAGAGCUGCCGGCUCCGGUGGACCAACUACCUCCGGCCGGGGAUCAAGCGGGGGAACUUCACCGACCAGGAGGAGAAGCUCAUCGUCCACCUCCAGGCCCUCCUCGGCAACAGGUGGGCGGCGAUCGCGUCCUACUUGCCGGAGAGGACGGACAACGACAUCAAGAACUACUGGAACACGCACCUCAAGAAGAAGCUCAAGAAGAUGAGCGCCACCGGCGGCGGCGGCGACGACGGCGAGGGAGGUGGCGCCGGCGAGGUGAAGACCAGGGCGGCUGCGCCGAAGGGGCAGUGGGAGCGGCGCCUGCAGACGGACAUCCACACCGCGCGCCAGGCGCUCCGCGACGCGCUCUCGCUGGACCCCUCGCCGCCGGCCAAGCCGCUGGACUCGUCGUCGGGCGCCACGGCGCCGCCGUCGUCGCAGGCGGCGACGUCGUACGCAUCCAGCGCCGAGAACAUCGCGCGGCUCCUGGAGGGCUGGAUGCGCCCCGGCGGCGGCGGCGGCAAGACGACGACGACGCCGUCCUCCGGGUCGAGGUCGUCGGCGGCGUCGGUGCUGUCCGGGGAGGCCAGCCACAGCGGCGGCGCCACGGCGCCGACGCCCGACGGCUCGACGGUCACCAGCAAGACGAAGGACGAGGAGACCGCCGGCGCGCCGCCGCCGCCGCCGCCGCCGGCGUUCUCCAUGCUGGAGAGCUGGCUGCUCGACGACGGCAUGGGCCACGGCGAGGUGGGGCUCAUGGACGUGGUGGUGCCAUUGGGGGACCCGAGUGAGUUCUUUUAGUGCAAGUGAAAAAAGGAAAAAAAAAUGAGGGGACAAAAAAAAGGUGACAAUAAAUGUGACUAGCCUUGAAGAACAAAGCCAAUCAAUCCUUGGUGAUUUAGAUCAUCAAAAGCACAAAGCUGGUGUUGAUCUAGCAUAGUUAAAUCUAGUUAUAUUCUCUCUUCUUCUUUUUGAGUUUUAAUUCGUUGUUAGGGUUUGGAACUGAUCAUCUUAAUUUGUAAGUUUCUAUAUAGUAGUCUAUACUAAUCCAUGGUGGAUGCAUGACUUGGAUCCAUUGUGAGAUGAGCCAGUCAUGAAAUGGAGGUUGGCAAACAAUAGAAAUGUACAUCUUCUUUAAUAACAUAAAUCUUAUAUAUAUAUCAGUAGUACCA